UUGAAAAUGCAGGCCGUGUCAUGCUUUGAAAAAAAUCAUUCUAUAUUUGAAUUUGGUGGAAAAUGUCGGACCCUAAACGUGCUACUCUUAUAACAGUGGGUGCUACAAAAAAUGUGAAGAAUAAUGUGAAUAAAACAGUGAGAUUAACAAUAAACUUGGAUGAAAGCAACGAAAGUAAAUAUCCAGAACUGAAUUACAAGGAACUAGUCAUAGCAACAGCGAGAAAGAAGCGUACGGAGAAUGGUAAAACUGAAGGGCUGGACCCAUUUUCAGACAAUGAUGAUGACGUUGAGAGAGUUGCCAGGAAAUUUGAACAAAAAUAUGGAGGAAAAAGCACCUAUGGAAGAAAAGGCAGGUCCAAAUAUGAUGAGUUUGCAGACAUUGGUGCUGGUUAUGAUGAAAACGACUCAUUUAUUGAUAACACAGAUGGUUAUGAUGAGAUGAUUCCACCUGAAUGUGAUACUCUAUAUGGUGGGUUCUACAUCAACUGCGGAUCUCUUGAAUUUAAGACUGUACCAGAAAAUGUAACUGCCACAUCUGACGGUGAACCUAACAGAAACCAUGUUCGCAAUAAGAGGCGAAUAUCUUCCAGCAGCAGCGAUGAUGCGUCAUCAGACAGUUCUUCGGAAUCUGACAGUCAGGAGGCGAAGGAUACAAAGGCUAUCGCCAAUGGAGAUGUUGACUCACAUAAAAUAGAACAUCGGAAGAAGAAAAACAAGGAUGUUGAUAAGAAAAAAGCCAAAAAGGUUCGACGGACAGAUUCUUCUGCUGCCAAUUCUGGAAAGCAGACAUCAGAUGACAAUGCUCUUGGAGAUGCUGAAAGUGCAGACUCGAGGACAUCACAGUCAGACUCCUUAACGUCAAAACCGGCGCCUAGUUCAGAAAAUCCUAUUACUUCUGACAGCUCAAGGGAUACAGAAGCAAAGGUUGAAAUAAAACUGCCACCUCCAAUAAGUCAGUUGUUGGAGGAGAUUGAGGCACAAAAUGUGCGAGUGAAAGACACAAAAGAAGCAGACUCAAUCAUAGACCAGUAUGCAUUAAGGUUACAUCGUGUGCUAAAUAAGGCGAAUGCUGACAAGCGAGUGAAGCGCGUCGCUUGGGGCCGAGCGUCGAAGAUGUUGCAUGUGUCCCGAGCGCGCCUGCUGCAGCGGUCACGUGCUCUUGAUGCUAAAACUUCAUCUGUGACUUCAAAUUCAUCCCAAGUCGUCACUGCAAGUACGUCAGUUAUAACGGCGGCAACUAUUACAACAACAGAAACUGUACCUAACUCAUCAGUACCAACAUGUAAAAGUGCCCCAGUUACUUUGAAUAAAGCAGCCUCUGCCCCUACUAUCAGUAAACCCAAUACUUCUACUAUUGUUACUAAAUCUGUACCCGCAACUACAACUGCAACCAAAACGACGACAACGAGUAAACGGAAAGCAGAAGAUAAGCUCAAAGAUUUGGACGUCAGUCAAAUGUCACCGGAGGAAAAGGAAUCAAAGAUUGUUGAAACACUGAAAAAGUUAAAAGAAUUAAUAGACGAGAGAAAGCCAUCUAUGAUGUCUGCUUACAAUGCAGAGUGUGAACGAGUACAGGAAGAGAGGAAGAAGCUAGCUCAGUACACGGCUGAGAGCGGCGGUCCGCAUAUCGACAAGCGGCUGCCCAAGAGGCGGUUUCCGUGGUGCGCGCGGAGUCGCUCGCUGCUGGCGCGCCUGGCGCACCUUGCCGCGUCGCCCACAGACGCCGCCAAGUUGCUGCACGCGCGAGCGCUGCCCCUUUUCCCCUCGGGCUUCGUACGAAUGCCCACGCUACUGAAGCAAGCAGACUUAAACAAGGAGGUAAAAGCUUCGGACGUUAAAUUUCAACGAGCGCCAGCAGCGGCUACCUUUCCUCAACUGCCUGCGACAUCUGCGCCGCAACCAUUUAUUGAGCCUAUACAGUUCCCGAGUUCCCUUACUGUCACCACAACCAUAAAACCUAUGGACAAGGGAAAAUCUGAUGAUCCAGGUACAUUUACGACCAUCGUAAAUUCCUUCCUACCAAAUAAGGAAUCGAGUACGGAUAAUAUGGACGACAGGAAAAAUGACGCCGCCGAUAAGGGUAAAGAGGACUACAUUCGUCCCAAUAACAUUGGCAGUAUAACUAUAACCCCUGUAAGAACUGAGAAAAAAAUAAACAACAGCAGCGACAAAAAUAAGGAACCUCUACUGAGAGUUAAAUCGCCGGCGGCACUCAAUGAAAUGGUAAAUAAAAAGGAUAAACAGAAAAAAGAUAAAACAAAUUAUGUUAAAGAAAAAAGUGUUGAUACUCCGUUGCACAUCGACACUGGAUAUCAAAGUAAAAAAGAAUCGACACAGAGUCCAAAGAACAUGGAGGAAAUAAGUCAAAAGCAUAUUGAGAGUAUGAGGAUAGCAGAGAACAAUAUACCUCGGCCGGUUUUGGUGGCUAAACAUUCCCCAACGUUCGCGAAACCCGAUAAAAGGCCGCCCGACGCGCGUAAAAAGAAGGAAGUGUUAAUAGUAUCAGAUAUGGAUCCUCUGGCAGAUUGUCCUCAGGAGCCUCUCGCCGUGGACGACAGCAGUAGUGACGUGGAAGUGAUCGAGGACAAAUCGGACCCGAGUGAACCUAAGAGUGAUAAUAAAAGUGAUAAAGUGCCUUCAAAGGACAAAGUCGUUGACUCUACAAAUCACAAAAACGUUAACAGUGUUAAACAAACGAAAAGUGUUAGUUCUAAGGACAAGGAGUGUAGGACAGAGAAAUCUGACAGGGUAGAGCAAAACAUGGAGGAGGGUCCCGACGACAUGAUGACCUUGUUGAGAAAUAUCACAGAAAUGGGGAAUUCACAAAAGCCUCAGAAACUAAAUUGCAACUCAUUUGGGGGUGUUAUCAAUAAUGCCAAGAAGGAGUCUUCCAAAUACAAUCAGCCGGUUUUCAAUCCUCAUAGCGAUAAAGACAAACUCGCAGAACGAGCAUCUUUGAACAAAAUGGAUGGAUGUAAUGCUAUUACAGGUUAAUGGUCAUCACCACAAAGCCUACAUAACAUGACUGCCUUGUAUUUAAUAUCUAAAGUCAUCAGUGGUUGUGUGAGUCGCAGUGGAUUUGAAAUAUAUAUUAUUAUUACGGUAUCUAAAAUGAAUCCUCUCUCAAAAUUGUUGAACAUUCUUUUUAAGUAUUAUGACAGCUCUCUGUUAAAAAUAAUCUGAAUUGUUGUUUAUUAUCUUGUUUAUCUCUAAUCUGAUCUGGCUCGAGACACCAAAGAAAAUGAAUAAGAGCAAAAUCCUAACUUUAAAAUUUCCUCUAUAAUAAAAAGUUGUUAUCACAAAUAUCUCUCUUUUAUGUAAAAUGUUUUUCAAAAUAAGAAUCCACUGCGAUAAUUACUUAGUGUAAGUGCUUGCCUGGUGUGUGUCAGUCGGCCACGUUUUUCUUUUAAUUAAUAUUUUAACCAGAGGCAGCUCUAUAAGGGCUGGU
Messenger RNA from Aricia agestis (brown argus), 3450 nucleotides. RefSeq names its product yemanuclein (gene yem). Lineage: Eukaryota; Metazoa; Arthropoda; Insecta; Lepidoptera; Lycaenidae. Bases 63 to 2996 code for a protein of 977 amino acids. Gene Ontology annotation, cellular component: nucleus. The record is from RefSeq and is a predicted model, not a curated record. The transcript is spliced from 17 exons.